UUAUUCAUGUUGUUAGGCGAGUGUCGAGCGGCAGUUCGUCCUAAGUUACACCGAAACUUCCAUAAUAAUGUGGCGGUCAAGAUGAGUCGACAGCAGGACGAGCAGGGCGUUGUGUUAACCGCUUACACCAGCAACAGCGAAGUGUUACCAGCUGUCAGCUCUAAAGAGCAAACGGAGUUUCUAGGACUAAGAUGGAGCGCAGGUGUCUUCCUCGUUCAGCAGCUGCGAGCAGAAGUCCCUCGUGGAUUCUGUCGUCCGGAGCACAGCGGCUCAUACUGUUUGAGGACAAGCCGCAAAACCGGCCUGUACAAUGUCCAGCGGUACAAAGCGGCCGGUGCGGCCGGUGCGGCUCUGGGCUCGAGCUCAGGUAAGGCACCGUAUCAGCGCUGCAGCUCGCAGGACUCUCUGGACGAGCAGGUCAUGGCGGACUACUUCAAAGAGGUAGAGCUCAUCCAGCGCAGCAGAGACGCAGAGACUCAAGAGGACGUGCAGCUGAAGGUGGCUGAUGAGGGUGAGCAGGAGGAGGCGUGGCUGAUGGAGGCGGGGCUUGCGACGCUGUUCAACGAAUCCGCUUCAGACGGCGAGGACAGCAUCGUUCUGCUGUCGACUCUGACCCGAACGCAAGCGGCCGCCGUGGAGAGACGCGUGGAGACGCUCAAACAGACGCUACGCAAACGCAACAAACCGUACAGCGUACCGGAUGUUCGAGAGAUCUUUAAACCAUCACCUGCCUCACAAAGUAAAGAUGAGGCUGAAUCCACAGAAAGAUGUGGGGGCAAUAAAAAGGAAGUGGAAGGACUGGGUAAUGGGGUGGGGCCUGACGCUCCAGGGGGUGGAGCCGAUGCCGAGACGGACAUUAACCUGGAGGUGUCAUUCUCUGAACAAGCCCUUAUCUACAAAGAAGGGUUGAAGGUUACCCAGCCCCAGAAUGAAGCUGACGACAGGUUACCCGAUUUUAAAGUGUCUCAGGAUAAGACCGGACAGACAAAAGUAGGCGAUCUCUCCACCGAGGACAUGAAAAAGGUUCGCAGGCUUGUUCUUAUUGAGAUGAGCGCUCUGUUCGACACAUGUGGCAUCGAGGUGAAGGCUCAUAAAGCUCUCAAGGUCAAAGUGAGAGAGUCGGGUUUGUUUGGUGUUUCUCUUUCUACGCUGCUGGAACAAGACCAGCGGAGGAUGCCGGGAACCAAAGUGCCUCUUAUCCUGCAGCAUUUGAUCUCUCAUAUAGAGGAGCAGGGUUUAGACACAGAGGGUGUGCUGCGGAUACCUGGAGCCGCUACUAGAGUCAAGGCAGUCUGUCAAGAACUGGAACACAAGUUUUAUGAAGGCAUGUUCCCAUGGGAGAGUCUCAAACAGCAUGAUGCGGCCAGUCUCCUGAAGCUGUUUAUCAGGGAGCUGCCAUAUCCUCUGCUGACCGUCGAGUACUUCAACGCCUUUAUCUCCGUGCUGAAGCUGCCCACUAAGAAACAGCAGCUGCAGGCUCUCAAUCUCCUGGUGCUCCUGCUGCCAGAACCCAACAGAGACACUCUCAAGGCUCUGAUGGAGUUCUUCCAAAGAGUGAUCGACCAUAAGGACAGCAAUAAGAUGACACUGAACAACGUUGCAGUGGUGAUGGCGCCCAACAUCUUCAUGUGUAAGGGCUUCCGCAGUAAGAUCAGUGAACAGCAGGAGUUCGCUAUGGCCGCUGGCACCGCCAACAUCGUCCGGCUGCUCAUCCGCUACCAGAACCUCCUCUGGACGAUUCCCAAGUUCAUCCUGAAUCAAGUGCGCAAACAAAACAUGGAGAACCAGCGGAAGAUGCACAGAGACAAAGCGGUUAAAAAACUACUGAAGAAGAUGGCGUACGACCGCGAGAGAGCCUCUAACAAACAGGAGAGCAACUCUGAGCCUGACGGAGGCUUCAUUAGGGUUCAGGCUCCUCAGUUCUCUAUGGUGUCCAUGGCCAUACAGCUGACGGAGGAUUUAAAGGCCUCAGAUGUUCUGAUGCGUUUCCUCAGUCAAGAGAGGUCUGUGUCUGUGAAAAGAGAAGAUCUGUGUCUCUAUGAGAUGGGAGGAAACAUCAAGGAGAGAUGUCUGGAUGAAGAGACGUACAUCAAAGCUCUCCUGGAGCUCAACCCCAGUGCAGAGUGGGUCAUUAAAUCCAUCCAGCACUGACCGAGCCGCCCACAACAAGACAUGCCAAUCAACCCAUCACGCCUCGCGCCUUACAGUCCACCACAGACAGACGGUUAAAGGGAAAGCAGCGGGAUUCAGAGCCUAACAUGAGCGUUCGGAAUAUAUUUCACCUCCUCUGGCGUGCAUUCAGCCCCGUCCUCUGGCACUGCUCAAACCAAACAAACCACACACCUCAAACACUAUAACUUACACAAAUAUGGUUUUCAGGAGAUGCUUGGGUAGCAGAUGUACAAACAUCAUUUGUAGCAGAAGCCAAAAAAGCUUAUAGUCUCCGUGGUGAUUUAGUCUGGUUUGGCACUUUGGCACAUUUUAAUCGCUUGUGACGCAUAGGUUGCUUGAUGGUGCAAAAAUCAGAGACUAAUUUACCAGGUUUUCUCAAACAUCUCAGAAAAUCUCCAGGUCAUAUUUCAUCCUAGAAGAAAAGAAAAUGAAGCCAGUUUUUAAGACUUUUGCAUUGUAACAUUUUCAUCAUAAUUAAAAACAUUCCCACUCUGAAUUCUUAUUUCUGUGACACCCAAAAGAUUUUUCUUUUGGGUCAUUUUGCAAUUCUUAUUCUGAUUACAUUUUCACUACUGUUGGUGUAAAAUACUUUACGAUUUCAAUAAUGCAUUAUGUCUUCAUCAUUGCAGUAAGCAGUCUUUUGUAUUAAGGAAACGAGGACCUGGAAAUAUGCUUGAUUAUCAUGAAAAUGUUACAAUGCAAAUAAUGAUCAGUCAGUUUAAAAAAAAAAAAAUCUUUUAUGUCUGUAAUUUAUUUUUUUUUAAAACAAACUAUUUGCUUGUUAAUUAACUGGUUAAUUUUUCUUUUGUGGUAAAAAAUGACCCAGUUCUUUACAGGUUUUGUGAGAUGCACCCAGCCACAAAUCUCUUUCAUAUUUAAAUUACAUACAUUGCGUGAAAAUAUUGUCUCAGACAAGUGAAGUACUGAGGUACACCUACAUUUCAUACGUUUCUUCCUUAAACAUUUGAUUACAUGCGAGUGAUCUUUUAGUAUUGUAGCGUUCUCUGCUUUAAAUCAGUCACGUGACUCCAGUCUUACAUUAGCUCUCACUGCCAAUAAACGUCUGCGCUCUAUUACGUUCAGUCGCUCCCAGGGAUCUUGGAUGUACUUUUUUUUCAUGUUGGAGAAUAUAAUGUAAGUCAGAUGAUAUUAUAUAUCUGUAAAGGAUUCAUGACUGAAAACAACUGGAAUCAAAUUUCCCAGCUAAACACAGACCUCAUAAAGUACUUCAAUGGAGGGAAACUCUUGGCACUUAAACUGUCUUUGUUUGUUGUUAUUUACAGUGAUUGCAGAUGUCAUUUCAAUGAGUAGUUUUGAGCUGUGAUUUUUAUUUUUAUUACUGCUACGUCUGUUGCUGAUGUCAUGCUUUUAUUGUGCUGGAAACUGUGAAUAUGGCCUAAAAUGACUGUUGCUUUAUGUUUUAAUGCUUCGAAAAUAACCACUAAAAUGUUUUUGUAAAUAAAUGCGUAAUUCCUCA
Labeo rohita (rohu) is the source of this 3649-nucleotide messenger RNA. It is a transcript of the gene arhgap18, whose product is annotated as Rho GTPase activating protein 18. The record is from RefSeq and is a predicted model, not a curated record. Gene Ontology annotation, biological process: regulation of small GTPase mediated signal transduction; regulation of actin filament polymerization; signal transduction. Lineage: Eukaryota; Metazoa; Chordata; Actinopteri; Cypriniformes; Cyprinidae. The transcript has 16 exons. The coding region runs from base 7 to 2151 and encodes 714 amino acids. Gene Ontology annotation, cellular component: cytoplasm. Gene Ontology annotation, molecular function: GTPase activator activity.